AUGGACGCGGCUUCACUUUCGCCUCCCGAACCUCUGACUGAUUCCAGGGUCGGGAAUAGGGCUGUGGGAAAUGUCAUUGUCACCCCAGCCAUCUUAGGGACCGGCUCGCGGCUCACUGUGGGCCUUGAACUGCACUUCUCUGUUGGCCCCAGAUGGCCCCGUCCUGGCUGGGGAGCCAUCCAGCAGUCAGCUUGUCCGGAGGUCACACAUCCUCACAACAAGCCAAGGACAGAAGCGGCGGGAGAAGAAACCCACGCUCACCAGGAGGAGGACACGCCGGUGGAGCCUGGCAGGGCUCUGUGCGGAUGGACACGACGGACCGGAAGCCCGGGAGCCUGCGACAGAGCGCACGUCCUCCGCCCCAGUGCUCACCACGUGCUCAGAGGUAGAACGCCGAGGUCAGGGGCAGAAUCGCACAGCGAUGUCCCUGAGCUGCUCAGGGCCUUCUCCAAGUGCGAGUCUGUCCUGGCCACAUCAGGCCCCCUCCUCUGCACCACGAGCCUGGUCCUCCACGCUGACCGUGUCUGCCUGGAAGGCAACCGGGACGGGGCCGGGAGCAGCGGCAGUGAAGGAGAGCAGCAGGCUGCAUCAGCAGGCUUCAGCGCCCACCGCGAGCUGAUGCUUCCUCCCGGGUUCCUCGCCUCUGGCGUCUUCCCCCUCUGCCUCUUCCACCAGCUGCGCUCGUCCCGUGCUUUGCCCUCACCUCCCGUGACCCAUCUUUCAUCCUUCCUCCUCUGCUGA
Messenger RNA from Rangifer tarandus platyrhynchus (Svalbard reindeer), 741 nucleotides. Lineage: Eukaryota; Metazoa; Chordata; Mammalia; Artiodactyla; Cervidae. The record is from the annotation of a GenBank genome assembly.